UUUUCUCUUCCCUUUUCUUCUCACUUUCGCCUGUUUCCAAUCAUUAUUUUCCGAGAGAAUCAUUAAAAAAAAGCACAUUUGCUUUUGGAUUUUCCGGGAAAAUUACAAACAAGGUUUUCAUCUGCAAACUUCAGUGAAGCUUCUCAGUGUUGCUGCAAAUGGCCCCAAAGUCGGGCAAAGGCAAAUCAAACAAAGCAAAACCAGAGAAGAAGCAUAAGAAGAAAGAGGAUAAAGUUAUUCCCAGUGUUCUUGACAUCACUGUCGUUACACCCUAUGAAUCACAAGUUGUGCUCAAGGGUAUCUCAACUGAUAAAAUAGUUGAUGUAAGAAGGCUGCUGGCUUCUCAUGUUGAGACUUGUCAUCUCACAAACUAUUCUUUAACUCAUGAGGUCAAAGGGAAGAGAUUGCAUGACAAAGUAGAAGUGGUUACUUUGAAACCAUGUUUGCUCACAAUGGUUCAAGAGGACUACGCCGACGAAGCUCAGGCGGUGGCUCACGUGCGGAGACUCCUAGACAUCGUAGUGUGCACCACCAGGUUCUCGAAGCCCAAACGAAUCCGAUCACAAUCAUCAUCGUCAUCAGGGCCGUCUGUUUCAAAAUCCAGAAAGGUCAACGCUGCUCCUGCGCCGUCCGAUGGAGGAGAAGGGUCAGCAUCAGCGACGGCGUCGAUUACGGAGAGCAUGGAAAUGGCUACCAUUCAUCCAACCCCCAAAUUAUCAGAAUUUUAUGAUUUCUUUUCAUUCUUUCACCUCUCAUCCCCUAUUCUCAAUGUGAGGAGGUGUGAGGAUGAAGAAGAGAGGCAUGAAGGUGACCAUUUUGUAAUGCAGAUAAGAAUCUGCAAUGGAAAGAUGAUGCAGGUGGUUGCAUCAGAAAAAGGGUUCUGUACUGUAGGAAAGCAUUAUUUCCAGGCUCACUCUUUGUUAGAUCUUCUGCAAAAUUUAAGCCAAGCCUUUGCCAAUGCAUAUGAUUCCCUUAUGAAGGCUUUCUUAGAACGAAACAAGUUCGGUAAUCUUCCAUUUGGAUUUCGGUUAAAUACGUGGCUUGUUCCUCCCCCUGUUGCUGAGUUUCCGUCGAGCUUCCUCUCUUUCCCGUUGGAAGACGAACGAUGGGGUGGUAAUGGUGGAGGCCAAGGAAGAAGUGGUGAGUAUGAUCUUUGGCCUUGGGCUACAUAUUUUGCAGUGCUGGCUAGUCUUCCUUGCAAAACCGAAGAGGAGAGGAUGGUCCGAGAUCGCAAGGCUUUUUUGCUCCAUAACCGGUUUAUCGAUGUCUCGAUUUUCAAAGCCGUUGCUGCAAUUCAACAUGUAAUGAAUUCCUGGUUAAUUGCCAAUGGUACUGUGAAUAGCCAUCCUGGCUCGGUCCUUCAUGAGGACCGCAUAGGUGACUUGUCGAUUACGGUAAGACGAGAACCGACAGAUGCGAGUCUCAAGCCUUAUGUAAAGGUUUUUGGCCAUCUUUCAUCUGGCAUGACUGCUAUUGAAACUGCUAAAAAGAACUUACUUGAAGGGAUCACUGCAGAUGAGAGUGUAGCUUUUCAUGAUUCUUCCUCAUUGGGCACUGCCAUUGUUAGACAUUGCGGAUACAUUGUGGUUGUGAAAGUCGUUGGAGAUGUGAAGGAAAUGCAUGGUGCUGAGUAUAUCGAAAUUGAUGAUCUUCCAGAUGGAGGAGCCAAUGCCCUUAAUAUUAACAGCUUAAGGGUUCUACUUCACAAGUCGGGCACUAAAGAAACGAGUGGAGGACAAACACAGCAAGUCAACUUGACUGUUUCCGAAGCUUCUGGAUGCCUUGUUCAGCAAGUAGUUAAAGAGAGCCUGACCAAACUAGAGGAGAUCCUGGUCGCUCGCGAAAGGUCGAUUAGACUGGAACUGGGUUCUUGUUGGGUGCAAUAUCUACAAAAGCUGGAAAGUUCAACAGAAACGACGUCGAAUGGACCCGGUCAUGAUCGUGAGGCUGAACCGGCUGUCAAAGGUCUUGGAAAGCAAUUUAAAUGUUUAAAGAAAAGGGGUAACAUCAAUAGCAAAGUUGACAAGGAAGAAAAUGAUUCUGAGCCAUGCAGUAUGAAUGUGAAUUUUAAUCAAGGACAUCAAAGCAUUGGUGAGUCCAACAAUGACGUGGAAUUGAAGAACCUGAUUUCAGAAGAAGCCUUCUCCCGUCUCGAAGAAAGCGGAACCGGUCUUCACGUAAAGUCACUCAAUGAGCUCAUGAAGAUGGCAUACGAAUAUUAUGACGACAUUGCUUUACCAAAGCUGGUAAAAGACUUUGGAUCGCUCGAGCUCUCACCGGUUGAUGGUUGUACACUAACCGACUUUAUGCACUUAAGGGGACUACAGAUGCGUUCUUUGGGUCAUGUGGUUGAACUUGCCAAGAAGCUGCCUCAUAUACAAUCACUCUGCAUCCAUGAGAUGGUUACUCGAGCUUUCAAGCAUGUCGUCAAAGCCGUCAUUGCAUCUGUCGACAAAUUUGAGGACUUGCCUAUGGCUAUAGCUUCAUCCCUAAAUUUUUUACUUGGAAAUAAUGGAGUGGAAGAUGAUGCUCGAAAUGAAAACGAUGACUAUUCCCUAAAACUGAGGUGGUUAAGAAAGUUUCUUUAUGCAAAAUUUGGUUGGAAACUGGGAGAUGAAUUCCAGCGGUUGCGAAAACUAUCCGUUCUUCGGGAACUUUGCCAUAAGAUUGGGCUAGAGUUGGUUCCUAGAGAUUAUGACAUGGAAUGCAAAGAACCCUUCAGAAGUUGUGAUGUUAUUAGCAUGUUUCCUGUUUGUAAGCAUGUAGAAUGCUCUUCUGCAGAUGGCAGAACGCUGUUAGAAUCAUCCAAGAGGGCUCUUGACAAAGGACAACUAGAAGAUGCAGUUAAUUACGGGACAAAGGCAUUGGCAAAGAUGAUAGCCGUAUGCGGUCCCUACCAUCGAACUACUGCGAGUGCCUACAGUCUUCUCGCUGUGGUUCUCUACCAUACUGGUGAUUUCAGUCAGGCAACUAUAUAUCAACAGAAAGCUUUGGAUAUUAAUGAGAGGGAGCUCGGCCUUGAUCAUCCGGAUACGGCGAAAAGCUACGGGGAUCUUGCUGUAUAUUAUUAUCAGCUUCAACAUUUUGAAAUGGCUUCGAGAUAUGUAAACCGCUCUUUAUUCCUUCUUCAUUUUACUUGUGGAUUCUUUCACCCGAACACCGCUGCGACUUAUAUAAACAUGGCUAUGAUCGAAGAAGGGAUGGGAAAUGUUCAUGUCGCUCUCAGAUAUCUACAUGAAGCUCUUAAAUGCAACCAGAGACUACUCGGAGGAGAUCACAUACAGACGGCUGCAAGCUAUCAUGCCAUUGCUAUUGCUCUUUCAUUGAUGGACGCAUAUUCUUUAUGCGUGCAACAUGAGCAAACUACAUACAAUAUACUUCGAGCAAAACUCGGACAAGAUGACCUUCGUACACAGGACUCCAUUACAUGGAUUGAAUACUUUGAAUCAAAGGCUUUAGAACAACAAGAAGCGGCACGAAAUGGAACUCGAAAGCCAGAUGCAUCCAUUGCAAGCAAAGGUCAUCUUAGUGUGUCGGAUCUCCUCGAUUAUAUUAGUCACGAUCACGAUUCUAAAGGAACCGAUGUACAGAGGAAGCCGCUGCGUGCCAAGGUGAUUCCUAUGAGUGAUAAAACUCAUGAUCCGCAUCACAAUUUAGUAACAGAUACUGCAGAUGUUAAUGAAAUAGGAAUGGUAGCUUCUAAUCGUCUCGAAGAACAAGAGGAAACUAAUGAUGUUACUCGAACUGAGCCGAUAGUAACAAGUGAAUUCGUCGAAGAGACAACUUCCGAUGAAGGGUGGAAAGAAGCCAAUUUGAAAGGCCGGUCGGGAAAUGCCGUCGGAAGGAAGUCCAGAAGGAGGAGAACCGCACUUGCAAAUCUAAAGGUGAAUGGAUAUGCAAACGUUAGAGAGUGCAGCUUCAGGCCAGAAAGUAUUUCACCUGUGAGAAAAACUGCCUCUAAGAACAUUGUAAAGGAGGUGCUUCCUGUGAAGCAAUCCAUGUCCCGUAACUCGAGCCCUGGUGCGAAUUCAGUUAGUUUACGAGCAUCGGUUUCCAAAGGCUUCCCCCCUUCAGUUGUCAUAGACUCGAAAUCGCUUUCUUACAAAGAAGUAGCUGUAGCACCUCCAGGUACAGUUCUAAGGCCAUUGCAGGAGAAGGUAGAAGCACAAAAUGAGAGUGACACUGAACAGAAGAUGUGCACCAAUAUCUCUGUUGUUGAUAAUGUUGCGGAUGAUGAUGAUGAAACCGAAGGAACUCGUGUUAGCGAAAAUCGAUCAGAAACAACUGCUUCUGAACUUGAUAAGGUUACUUCUGAGGCUGCAAAUGUUGCAGAUAAUGAAGAUGAAGGAACUGAAGGAACUCGUGAUGGUGAAAAUCGAUCGGAAGAAGCUGCAAUCGAACUCGAUAAGCUUUCCUUCGAGCCUACAAACAUCGAGGACGGGAACAAUAUCUCUGUUGUUGAUAACUUUGCAGAUCAUGGCAAUCAUGAAACCGAAGUUCCGAGGGGGAGUAAACUAUCAGCAUUAGCGGAACCAUUCAAUCCAGGAUCACUCUACAUGAACCACCAAAUAAAACCACUUGCUUUCACAAGUGUUUAUGAUGUAACAGCCAGUCAAGCCAUGCUUGCUGAGCCCGUCGAACCUCCCGUUGCAGUUCGAGUUCGUUGCGGUCCCCGGUCGCCGUUAUAUCACAAAAACAAUCAUCCUUACACCAUCACAUACCGAACUCCAAACUCGAAACGAACAGAAUUUCGACCUCCGAGAGUUAUGAACCCCCAUGCACCCGAGUUCGUACCAACAAGUGACCCUGCAGUAACCAACAACAAGCUCGAAAAUUCGGAAACUUCUUUGGAUGCCAUAAUGGAAACUCAAUCCAGCAGCUGUGAACAACCAAGAACAUCGGGCGUAAACAAAAACAAAUCGCGGGACGGAGAAGGAUUUACGAUCGUAACGGAUCUAAGGCGAAACAGGAAGCCGUUUACGAAUGGAGUGAAUGCAGGGCUAUACAAUCGUCAUCAAUCAAUAUGUGCUUCAGUUAUAUGAACAUAUUAAUCUUGCUAUUAGGAAAAUGUUGAAAAGGCUGA
Hibiscus syriacus is the source of this 5083-nucleotide messenger RNA. Its product is annotated as protein TSS-like. Gene Ontology annotation, cellular component: cytoplasm. The transcript is spliced from 25 exons. The record is from RefSeq and is a predicted model, not a curated record. Gene Ontology annotation, biological process: organelle organization. The coding region runs from base 159 to 5042 and encodes 1627 amino acids. NCBI's taxonomy places the organism in Eukaryota, Viridiplantae, Streptophyta, Magnoliopsida, Malvales, Malvaceae. Gene Ontology annotation, molecular function: protein binding.